Messenger RNA from Nyctereutes procyonoides (raccoon dog), 4912 nucleotides. It is a transcript of the gene CROCC2, whose product is annotated as ciliary rootlet coiled-coil, rootletin family member 2. Bases 59 to 4912 code for a protein of 1617 amino acids. NCBI's taxonomy places the organism in Eukaryota, Metazoa, Chordata, Mammalia, Carnivora, Canidae. The transcript is spliced from 33 exons. The record is from RefSeq and is a predicted model, not a curated record.
GGGGCCAGUCGGCAGGGAGCCGAUCCGGGUCUCGGCCCCUUAAGAUAAGAGCUACCGGAUGUGCCAGGCUGUUUCGGGGAGGCUGGAGGACACCGUCUUGAGCCCCAUGGCCAGCAGGGAGGAUCGGGCGCUGACCGUUCGCGGGGAAGGCUGCCGGGCUUUGCCCACUCCUGUGCCCGCCCGAAUCCGCGAGAUCGUGGCCGGCAGCCUGGGGGAUGAGCCACACCAAGCUCCCCCUGCAGGGGUGCGGGAGCCGCUGGCCGCCUCGGCCCGCCUGCAGGAGGAGAACGAGCUCCUGCAGCAGGAGCUGUGCCGGCUGGAGAGCCUGCUGGUCCAGGCGGGCGCUGAGCAGGACGAGCUGGCCAGCAGGUGCCACACGGCCAGCGAGCGGCUGCAGGCCCGUCUGGAGACCACCGAGGCCCGGUUGCGGAGGUCGGAGCUGGAGCACAGCGUGGACCUGGAGGAGGCCCUGGGCCGUUUGGAGGCCGCCGAGCAGAGGAGCUCUGGACUGGCGCAGGUGAACAACCUGCUGCGGCAACAGCUGGAGCACCUGAGGAGGGCGAACGACGGGCUGGCCGAGGAGCUGGCCAGGACGGCGGACGGCGUGCUCCACCUCCGGAGCCAGCUGGAGCUGAGGGAGGCGCAGCGCGGGACCGGGACACAGGGGCUCGGCAAAGGCUUCGACCUCCUCCUUCUGUGGAGACGGGCGACCGCGCUCCGGGCACAGCUGGCUGAGCUGCGCGCAGCCACGGACAGGGGGCUCGCGGACAUGCGAGCGGAGGCGGCCAGGACGGCCCGGCGCCUGCGCACAGCCUGCCUCAGCCUCGACUGCCACCUGCGGCUGUCGGCCCGCGGCGAGCCCGGCGCCCCGGAGCAGCAGGCCCUGCAGGCUUCGCGGCUGGAGCGGCAGCUCCGGGACAAGGUGCAGGAGAUGCUGCAGCUGCAGGGCCGCUGGGACGCCGAGAAGGUGGCGCUCCGGGCCAGGCUCUCGGAGCAGACGCUGCUGGUGGAGAAGCUCACGGAGCAGAGCUCCAAGCACGAGAGCACCAUCGCUUCCCUCAGGGCGGACCUCCAGGCCCGGGAGUCCCCGCGCGGUGGAGGCCAGAGGGCGGCGGGCGUCCUGGAGGAGGAAGCUGCGUCCCUGCGGCGCGUGUUGAGGAGAAUCGCAGAGGUGGCCCAGGCAGACGCGGGGGGCCCGCUGCUGGCGACGAGCCGCAGCGCCGAGGCCGAGGAGGCCGGGGGCCAGCUGAGGAGGCCCGCGUGCUCUGCGUCCCCACCCCCGGCGCGCUCCCCGGACACCCCGGAGGCGGCCCUGCAGGCCGUGCAGGUGGCCAUCGAGCGGCGGCGGCGGCGGGAGCAGGAGCUGCACCUGCAGCUGGAGUCGGCGGAGGCGCAGGCCGCCCGGCUCCGGGAGCAGCUGUCCGGGGACCGGCAGGAGCUGCAGGCAGCGCAGAGGCUCCUGCACGAGCUGCAGGCGCAGGCCCGGGAGGCACAGCAGCGCCCGGCGUGCGGCGAGCUCCUGCGGAGGGCUCCCGCCAUCCUUCAGGAACGGCCCCGGAGUCCCCCAAACGCCCUUCUGGCCACUUCCACGGGGCGGCCUGAGAGCCCUCCUGGGGGCUGCGGAUCCCGUGGCCUGAGAGAGAAAAGGGCCCUGGAGCCGGCGGUGGAGGAGAUGAGGGGGAAGGCGGAGAACGCGGAGCUGCAGGGGGGCGGCCUGCUUCGGGGGCGCCUGGAGCAGCUGGAGGAGAAGGUCUCGGGGCUCAGGAGGGAGCUGGUGUCCGCCCAGGAGGCGCUGCACUCGGCCCAGCUGCAGAGGGACGUUGUGGAGAGCGAGAGGGAGGGUCUGCGCAGGGCCCUGGCCCGGGCCGAGUCCAGCAACACUGACCUAGAACUGCUUGUGACCCGGCUGAAGUCAGAGGGAGUGGAGCAGAGGGACUCCCUGGCCAGGAUGGCUGCGCUGACGGAGGGGCUGGCUGAGGACAGAAGCCACCUGAGCCACCUGGUCCUGCAGCUGGAGCAGGAGCGGGACCAGCUGCGGGAGCAGCAGAAGGCGCUGGAGCAGGAGCAGGCGGGCGCACGGGAGCGGCUGGCGCAGGUGGAGCAGCAGCUGGAGCAGGUGCAGGUGCAGGCGGCCCGCCUCCAGCAGCAGGUGGGCCAGCUGCUCUGUGUGUGCGGUCACAUCCCGCUGUGGUUUUCCUCCGCCUUUCCUGGAUCACAAACGAUCUUGAGCGCACCGGAAGUUUGUGGACCUUCUUUUCUUGUCAAGUGUCUGUUCAAAUCUUUUGCCCAUUUUUAUUGUUUUUUUUUAUUAUUAUUAUUUUGUGGUUUGGUCGUCACAUGCAAGAAACAGGCGCUGGAGGAGCAGCUGGCCCAGAGCCUGCGGGACCAGGAGGCCCAGAUGGACACUCUGCAGAGGGCCCUGCAGGAGAAGGAGGCUUUGUCUGAGGAGCGGACCCAGCUGCUGGCCAAACAGGCGGCCCUGGAGAGGCAGGUCCAGCUCACAGCUGCGGAGGCAGCCGACCUCAGGGCCGAGAGGGACUCUCUGGAGAGCACCCUGCUUGACACCCAGCGGCUGUCGGGGCAGCUCCAGGCAGAGCGUGAGCAGCUGGAGGGCGAGACCCAGAGCCUGCGGCUGGCUCGGCAGACCCUGCAAGUGGAAAUGCAGCAGCUGAAAAGUGCCUGGGAGGUCCAGGAGACGAAGCUCCAGUGGGACGUGGGGCGGCUUCAGCGGCUAGUGGCCCAGCAGGAGCGGGAGGUGCAGCUGGCGCUGGAGAGCCAGGCACUGGCCCACCACGAGGACCUGGCGCGGCUCCAGAGGGACAAGGAGACGCUGAGUCUGUCUCUGACAGAGGAGAAGGAAGUGGCAGCUCGCCGGUUGGAAGAGGAGAAGAAGCUGGUAGCAAAGAAUGCAGCCAAGAGGGAGGCUCUGAAGGAGGAAAUUCAGACCCUGAAGCAUGAGAGGGAUGAGAGUCUCCUCCAGCUGGAACAGGAGAUGCAGCAGGCCCUGUCGCUGAAAGAAGCAGAGAGGAGGCUGCUGGAGGAGGAGCUGUCCCGGGCCUUGCAGGAGCUGGAACAGGUGCGGCAGGAGGCCCAGAGCCGGCACGAGCGAGCCGAGGCCGCCGUGGGCGCCGCUGAUGCGGAGCUGAAGACCCUGCAGGCCCAGUUUGAGGACGCGGUCGCUGCGCACCAGAGGGAGGCCGCGGCUCUGAGUGACAGUCUCCGGGAGGUGGCCGCAGAGCGAAGCGACACCAGGAGAGAAGCCGAGCGGCUGCAGGCCCAGCUGGACGAGGCCCGGGAGGCGCUGGCCGUGCUGCGCCGGGAGCUGCAGGGCCGCGAGGAGAGCGGCGAGGGGCUCCGCAGGGAGGCCCUGGAGGCCCGGCGGGCGCUGGCGGACGAGGCCCGUGAGAAGGACGUGCUGCGGCGCUCCAACGCUGAGCUGCGGGCCGCCAUCCGCAGGGCUGAGCAGGACCGGGCCAGCUUUCAGAGGGCCAAGGAAGAAGGGGAGCAGAAGCUGCUGGUGCUGGAGGAGGCCCGGGCCGCGGCGCAGAAGGAGGCCUGGGAGCUGCGGGCCAGUCUGAGGGAGGUGGAGCGGGCCGGGGCCGACGCCCGCCGGGGGCUCCAGGAGCUGGGCAGGCAGGUGAACAUGCUGGAGGCUGAGAACCGGAGGAAGAGCCAAGAGGUGAGCCAGCUGCAGGCCCGGGGCGCCCAGGACGCUGAACGGCAGCAGCAGAGCCAGCGGGAGGCGGCCCACGAGGGCACCCGGGGGGAGGUCCUGAGGCUGCGGCAGGAGCUGGCAGAGGUGGAGGCCGGCGCCGAGGCCCAGAAGCAGCAGCUGGAGGAGCGUCUGCGCCAGAGCCGCGGGGUCGAGCGGAGCCUCCGGGCUGAGCUGCGCUCGGUGUCCGGGAGGCUGCGGCAGGCCAGCGGCGCGGCGGAGGGUCUGCAGGCUCGCCUGGACGAGGCCCGCGGCCGGCUGGGCGGCCUGGAGCAGGAGCUGGCCCAGGCGGAGGCUGCCCGGCGGGACUCGGAGGGCCACCUGCGCCGGCUCUGGUCCACGCUCCGCUGCGGCCUGGGGCUCCAGGGACACGGCCCCCCAGGCUCCCCGAGCCGCCCGGCCUCCCGGGGAAAGGUCAGUGUCCUCGGCUCAGACAGCAGCCCGGGCCGCUCCCCGCGGCACAGGGCCAGCUCCCCCAGCCGGGCCGGCUCACCUCCCCGAGGGCCCUCGCCUGCACCCGGGGACCACAGCCCGGCGGUGGACGUGGCCUCCGUGCGAGACGCCCUGAGGGACUUUGUGCAGAGGCUGCGGGAUGCCCAGAGGGAGCGGGACGACUGGCACCUCCAGGUGCUGAGCCUGAGCCGCCAGCUGAGAGAGGCCGAGAGCGCGCGCGCCCAGGCCCAGAGCCACGCGGGGCAGCUGCAGACGGCGCUGGCAGAGGCGGAGGAAGCCUGGCGCCAGGCGGAGGGUGAGACGCGCACUGCCCAGGCGGCCCGCGCCCUGCAGGAGGAGGCGCUGCACAGGCUGGACGCGGAGCACCUGGCGAGCAGGCGGGCGGCAGGCCGGGAGAGGCGGAGGUUCCAGGAGCGACUGGACGCGCUGCACAGGGCGCUGGGUGAGAGCCGGAGGCACAGCCAGGGCCGGGCCCGGCGCUGGAAGGGGCCGCAGGAGCAGGCGGCCCGGCGGGAGGGCGCGCGGAGCCCUGGCGGCAGGGGAGGGGGGGGAGGGGCGCCCCCGGCGGCCGGGCAGGUGUUCGCACCUGGAGCCUCCCAGACGCCAUCCGACCGCCAGCGGACCGACGGGGAAACUGAGGCGGGAGGGAGCCCGACACCCUACGACACGGGGUCGGCUGUGGACACGCAGCCCAGCGGGGAGAGCCUGGAGGCCCCCGGCAGCCGCCUCCCCUCGGCGGGGCGGUGA